Molecule: messenger RNA, 507 nt
Organism: Protopolystoma xenopodis
Lineage: Eukaryota; Metazoa; Platyhelminthes; Monogenea; Polystomatidea; Polystomatidae
Source: the annotation of a GenBank genome assembly
UUGCUAGAUGCUUACAAGCGCCAUCGUGCAGGAGAAGUUGUCCCUGAUUCCUUCUCGUCUAAUUCACUUGAUGCAUCAAAUUGCCCGCAGCCGGAUAUAUACAUGCUCGACGGUAAUGGCUCCUUACAUCCGCGAGAUAUGGGUGUUGCUUGUCACCUUGGUGUUCUCAUUGACUUGCCGACACUAGGCGUCGCCAAGAAUCUAUUAAUAUUCAAUGACACAAGUAUGAAGCCGCAAGAAUCACGAAAAGAUAAGCAAGUUAGCCGUCGUAUCCCUGAGGGGAAACGAGGUCUUGAGAAAAAUAUUGGCGAAUUGAAAAUAGAUGACUCUGAGGUUGAUUAUUCAAUGAAACAACAGUCUUCACAUAUUACAAAAAAGACCGAUUACGUGUCUUCUCUAGAGGCCAACUCCUUUCAAGAUACAAGAAAAUGUUUAAAAAGCGGGGAACUUGCUAUGGAGGACCUGUCAGUCGCUAUUGACAGCCGAGAAGUCAUAAGCGAGGUUUAG